AUGACGAAUCCCGAGCCCGAAACGCCGGCGAAGCCAACGACGCCCCGCCACAUCGAACUCGAAGAGAACCCGCCCGUGCACCACCCCGGCGAGCCGAGCCCCGGGAUGAGGAACGAUAAGGGCUGGGAUGGCAAGCUGCGCGUUAGGCGGGCGUCAUUGACAAAUCCCGAAGCUCUUUCGGAUCCAGAGUAUUCGGACGACGAGAAUGUGUUGCCCGGCGAGGUGAUUGAUGCCGACGAAGAUCUCCUCGACGGCGAACCCCUCGACACCGACGAAAUCAUCGUCUCCCACUCCCGCAUCGCCUCCAUCCCCGCCCUCAAACUCGAACGCUUCCAAAACGUCGCCCGCAUCUGCUUCCGCCAAAACUGCAUCCAAGAAAUCGACGGCCUGUCCUGCCUAGCCGCCAAACUCAAGGACCUCGACAUGUACGACAACCUCAUCACGCGCAUCCGCGGCCUCGACGACCUCGUCAACCUCACCAGCCUCGAUCUGAGCUUCAACAAGAUCCGGCACAUUAAGCACGUGAACCACCUCAAGGAGCUGCGCGAACUUUUCCUCGUCGCGAAUAAGAUCUCUACCAUUGAGGGCCUGGACGGUCUCGAUAAGUUGACGUCGCUUGAGCUCGGGUCGAACCGUAUUCGCGAGAUUAAGAACCUCGAGUCUCUCACGGCGCUCGAGGAGCUUUGGGUCGCUAAGAAUAAAAUCACACAGCUUACCGGCCUCGGAGGACUGCCCCACCUACGCCUCCUCAGCAUCCAAUCCAAUCGCAUCCGCGACCUCUCCCCCCUCGCCGCCGUCCCCGGUCUCGAAGAGCUGUACAUCUCCCACAACGCCCUCGACUCCCUCAAGGGAAUCGAGAACAACACGAAGCUGCGCAUCAUCGACAUCUCCAACAACCAGAUCGCUAGCCUCGAGGGUCUCGGCCCCCUCGCGGACCUCGAGGAGCUCUGGGCUAGCUAUAACCAGAUCGCUGACAUUGGCGACAUCGAGAAUGUUUUGCGCGAUAAGAAGAAGCUUACGACGGUUUAUUUCGAGGGGAAUCCCGUGCAGUUGCGCGGUCCGGCGCUGUAUAGGAAUAAAGUUAGGCUGGCGCUGCCGCAGGUCAUCCAGAUCGAUGCCACGUUUGUCAAGGUGUAA
This is a messenger RNA of Scedosporium apiospermum, 1137 nucleotides long. RefSeq lists its product as uncharacterized. NCBI's taxonomy places the organism in Eukaryota, Fungi, Ascomycota, Sordariomycetes, Microascales, Microascaceae. The coding region runs from base 1 to 1137 and encodes 378 amino acids. The transcript is spliced from 3 exons. Gene Ontology annotation, molecular function: protein binding. The record is from RefSeq and is a predicted model, not a curated record.